AGGUCUCAAGCGCGCGCCUACGUGCAGCAGCUAUACGCGGCUAGACACCACUCUCUGCAAACAGUAUUCUCUCGGACAGUGCGGUGCAUUGACGCACAGUUUUUGCAAUGGUUUUUGUUAUCACCUUGGGCCUUGGACUCGCCUGUUACGCACAUGGAGAGUUGCAGCUUACAGAGUUCUCGUCCGCAGACUCGCAGCAGCAUGGAGACGACGGGUGGAUGGAUGAGAUGGAGCAGGAUUUCGCGUUGGAGGAUUUCCGAUGGAAGGCUGCGCGCGCUGCAGAUUUCCGACAGCCGGCGGAGGCCUGCCAUACGUCCGAGGAGGGCGACGCGUGUCACGAGAAGGUGAUUUGGGCCAUGCAGGCUGGCAUCGCGAAAACCCCAGACUGGUACAUCCCUCUGAACACGAACUCCAGCUUCGAAGACGUCCAGCUGUUCCUGCACAGCAGCGCCGAGCUUUCCCACGUGUGCCCCCUGCCCUGUCCCCCGCAGAAGCCAGCGCAACGUCUUCCGCCACUCCCUACAGGAUCUCCACCGACAGGGAUCCAGGUGGACGACCCGCUGGCCGCAACGGUUUCCGGAUCCGGGUGGAGCCGGUCCAGUUGCGAUUGCGGAGGCUUCUUCAUCGAGUUCCCAGGUGAGCGCGCGACCUUGGAGUUGUGCGCAGAGGCCUGCCUUUACGCGGUCUGAGGAAGGGAGAUUCGGGAACGCGUGUUUAUCGGCCGUUGUGCCCACAGUGGGAGGGGGCGGGUUAGAAUAUCUCUUCGCUGGCUGGUCAGAGUGAGGGGCCGAGCGGUCGUACACCGUCUCUGCGUGCGAGUCUGAAGUGGGGUUUCGCGUUGCGAGUUCUUCAUCCGCGGCCCACCCCGCGGCCUGCCCCAUUCGCGAUCACUUCGCGAUUGUCCUGGCACCCACCCGCUCCGUUCUCGCUAGCCAUCUGCGAUCCAGCCCGCUACCCGCUGCCCAACCCGUCCAGUUGCCCACUGGCGACCCAAGUACGUCGAUUUGGCAAAUCUGCGCCUGCGUCGGACUCUGUUGCGCUGGCUAGGAAGGACGCUACUUGUGCCCCCCCCCCAACGCGACCCGCCUGCGACCCGCCGACAAUCCCUCCUCGCAGCCCGAUCGCCAUACCUGGAACCAGAAGCGGGCGCCCGCGGCGGGCUGCGCGGCGGGCUGUUGUGUAUCGAUCGCCCGGAGGGUGCCAUUUUGUGGCGCGUCCCGCGCAAACCGACUGUGACCCGCGCCCGCUGAGACCCGCGCCGCCCCUGACCCGCGCCUCCACUCUCGUCUUUCGCAAUUGCGGGUCCUGUGGCAAGGUUUUGUGUGAGUUUCUAGCGGCGCGCCGUCUGUCGUCGCAGACCCUCGAUGAAUGUAACUCGCCCCGUGCCUUUGCUGGCUUGUUUCUUG
Prorocentrum cordatum is the source of this 1406-nucleotide messenger RNA. NCBI's taxonomy places the organism in Eukaryota, Dinophyceae, Prorocentrales, Prorocentraceae. The record is from the annotation of a GenBank genome assembly.